Bipolaris maydis ATCC 48331 is the source of this 579-nucleotide messenger RNA. RefSeq lists its product as uncharacterized. NCBI's taxonomy places the organism in Eukaryota, Fungi, Ascomycota, Dothideomycetes, Pleosporales, Pleosporaceae. Gene Ontology annotation, biological process: secondary metabolite biosynthetic process; fatty acid biosynthetic process. The record is from RefSeq and is a predicted model, not a curated record. Gene Ontology annotation, molecular function: fatty acid synthase activity.
AUGAUGCUUGGUCUCGCUCGAACCGUUCGCGCUGAGUAUGGGGUGGAUAUCACAACUGUUGAGGUCGAUGCUACUACGGUGACUACCGGCGGUGCCCUUGGCGCCCUACUUAGCCUCUACAGUACUGUCUUAGAGAGGAAGCGUACGAUUGACUUCUACUGUGCGGAGGUAGAGUCAGACUAUGAAUACGCUAUCGAUGAUGAUGGGAUUGUGAAGGUGCCCUGGAUGCGCUGGUCCUUACUGCUUAGUGAGCUUGUAGACUGCGAGGUGCCGCUGAAGAGUUCUGGCGCUCUGUCUGUUCUUGCGGCCGUACUAGAAUUCCGCCCUGAUGUCUUGUAUCUUCUUAUCGGUGGGUUGGGUGGUCUCAGCCAAGCGAUAUCUACGUGGAUAGUCAAGAAGGGGGCACGCAGUUUAGUCUACCUAUCACGCAGCGCCAGCAGUAACAAGACCAAAGCGUUCCUCGAAGAGUUGGGAAGUCAGGGCUGUACUACCACAAUUAUUACUAGGAGUGUUAGUAGCCCCACAGACGUCGCUAUGGUGGUUCGACUUGCACCCAACCCCGUCGCAGGCGUGAUGUAA